CCUCGGCGUUUCGCCUCUUCCAGGGGCAUUGGAAAACAGGGCCUGCAGUGCCAAGUCUGCAGCUUUGUGGUCCACCGGCGAUGCCACGAAUUUGUGACCUUCGAGUGUCCAGGCGCUGGGAAGGGCCCCCAGACGGACGACCCCCGAAACAAGCACAAGUUCCGCCUACACAGCUACAGCAGCCCCACCUUCUGCGACCACUGUGGCUCCCUCCUUUACGGCUUGGUUCACCAGGGCAUGAAAUGCUCUUGCUGCGAGAUGAACGUCCACCGCCGCUGUGUGCGCAGCGUGCCCUCCCUGUGCGGAGUGGACCAUACCGAGCGCCGUGGGCGCCUGCAGCUGGAAAUCCGAGCCCCGACUUCAGAUGAGAUCCACGUCACCGUGGGCGAGGCCCGUAACCUUAUUCCGAUGGACCCCAAUGGCCUGUCAGAUCCCUACGUGAAACUAAAGCUCAUCCCGGACCCUCGGAACCUGACCAAGCAGAAGACCAGGACUGUGAAAGCCACGCUAAACCCUGUGUGGAACGAAACCUUCGUAUUCAACCUGAAGCCGGGUGACGUGGAGCGCCGGCUCAGUGUGGAGGUGUGGGACUGGGAUCGGACUUCCCGCAACGACUUCAUGGGGGCCAUGUCCUUCGGGGUGUCGGAGCUACUCAAGGCGCCUGUGGACGGCUGGUACAAGUUACUGAACCAGGAGGAGGGCGAGUAUUACAAUGUGCCGGUGGCUGAUGCUGACAACUGCAGCCUCCUCCAGAAGUUUGAGGCCUGUAACUACCCGCUGGAACUCUAUGAGCGGGUGCGGAUGGGCCCCACGGGCUCUCCCAUCCCGUCUCCAUCUCCCAGUCCCACGGACUCCAAGCGCUGCUUCUUCGGCUUGAGCUCGGGCCGCCUGCACAUCUCCGACUUCAGCUUCCUCAUGGUUCUUGGGAAAGGCAGCUUCGGAAAGGUGAUGCUGGCGGAGCGCAGGGGCUCUGACGAGCUCUACGCCAUCAAGAUCCUCAAGAAGGACGUGAUCGUGCAGGACGAUGACGUGGACUGCACGCUGGUGGAGAAGCGCGUGCUGGCGCUGGGGGGCCGAGGCCCGGGUGGCCGACCCCACUUCCUCACUCAGCUGCACUCCACUUUCCAGACUCCGGACCGCCUGUAUUUUGUGAUGGAGUACGUCACUGGGGGUGACUUGAUGUAUCACAUCCAGCAACUGGGCAAGUUUAAGGAGCCCCAUGCAGCGUUCUACGCAGCAGAAAUCGCCAUUGGGCUUUUCUUCCUUCACAAUCAGGGCAUUAUCUACCGGGACCUGAAACUGGACAACGUCAUGCUGGACGCGGAAGGACACAUCAAAAUCACUGACUUUGGCAUGUGCAAAGAGAAUGUCUUCCCGGGGAGCACCACCCGCACCUUCUGUGGGACCCCAGACUACAUAGCCCCCGAGAUAAUUGCCUACCAGCCCUAUGGGAAGUCCGUGGAUUGGUGGUCCUUUGGAGUUCUGCUUUAUGAAAUGCUGGCGGGACAGCCCCCGUUUGACGGGGAGGAUGAGGAGGAGCUGUUUCAAGCCAUCAUGGAACAGACGGUCACCUACCCCAAGUCUCUCUCCCGGGAAGCCGUGGCCAUCUGCAAGGGGUUCCUGACCAAGCACCCUGCAAAGCGCCUGGGCUCCGGGCCGGACGGCGAACCCACAAUCCGCGCUCACGGGUUUUUCCGCUGGAUCGACUGGGAGCGCUUGGAGCGGCUGGAGAUUGCCCCUCCUUUCAGACCCAGGCCGUGCGGCCGUAGUGGCGAGAACUUUGACAAGUUCUUCACGCGCGCAGCGCCCGCGUUGACCCCACCAGACCGCCUGGUACUGGCCAGCAUCGACCAGUCCGACUUUCAGGGCUUCACCUACGUGAACCCCGACUUCCUGCACCCAGACGUCCGCAGCCCCACUAGCCCGAUGCCCGUGCAAGUCAUGUAAUCUCAGCUGCUGCCACUAGGUGUCCCUACUGCCUCCUCUGCCAGCGCCACCCCACUCCAGCUCCACCCCCACCACAGCUUACUUCCUCCGGAGCCUCCUGGGGUCUAGAUACGCCCCACGACCACCGCUCCCUCCCCUCCCCCCAAUCUCUAGCAUCCCAGGCUCCAAACAGACCCCGGAGCCUUCCCGUGUUCUAGACUGAACUAUGAGCUCUAGAUUUCCCCCAGCCUCCUGGACCCUGUCCCUGCUCCAGGGGAUUCCAGACAAGCAUCCCUCCCCAUCGGUUCUGCGCCUCUCCUCCACGCCCACUCUGGGGACAGUCUCAUGGGGAGGGCUGUUACAGAAUGAACCCCCACCCCCACUCCAGUUCUGGAGUAAUUGGGAGGCUGUGCCCCCCUGCUCCCGUAACAACCCCCUCCUCCGCUCUCCCCGCCUUGACGGUGGCGUCCCUGGGAUAAAAGGAGGACCCUUCCCCUACGGUCUGCUUUCGUUCUAGACACUUCUACCCCGAAACCCAUCACUGCUCUGCCAGUGCAUGGCCCCGCCCUGCUCGGAACCCCCUUCCCGCCCCCAUGCCUGCCUUUCUCUGGGACACCCCCAGCCCCCACCCCAGCCCCACGCCCACACACACGCUGCCUCUCCUGCACCGGCCACAGCUGCUGGAGAAUAAAUUUGGGAUGCUGAUGCUGAA
Molecule: messenger RNA, 2638 nt
Organism: Echinops telfairi (small Madagascar hedgehog)
Lineage: Eukaryota; Metazoa; Chordata; Mammalia; Afrosoricida; Tenrecidae
Gene: PRKCG
Product: protein kinase C gamma
Exons: 17
Biological process (GO): protein phosphorylation
Molecular function (GO): ATP binding; zinc ion binding; diacylglycerol-dependent serine/threonine kinase activity
Source: RefSeq, a predicted model, not a curated record